ACAGAAAUGGUUCCAAUCGUUUUUCCACCGUUCGUUUGAGCCAUUGUGGAUUUUAGAAACGCUUCAAUUAAGGGCUGUGUUUUCAUGUAGGUUUACCCUGCCGGUACGUUUUGAUAACUAUGCUAAUUAGCUGUUAAUGCGGAUAUCAUCUAGAACUACAAAUGCCUGUCUCAAGCUUAACGACACUCACGAGGGCCUUGAAGAUCUGGACGAUACUGUCAAAUUGAGGCAAAGAACCAGUGGGUGUGCCUGAGUCUUGCCACCUCUCAACUAGUUGAACUUGGUGACUGAUGCCAUGGCGGUGGCUGCUAAGACGGCAGCAGCUGCGAACCAGAAGACUGCAGCUCAGGUCCACACCUUCCCUGUCUGUCGGUUGAGUAGUAUUGAUGCAGACCCGAAGACGUUCAAGCAGCACUUUGAGAGCAAGCAUUCCAAGUCUACAGUGUUCCCGGUACUGGUUGAUGUGCAGGCCUAAGGAAGCACAUACACCAGCUGUAGGUCCAUUUGAUUGCACACGAUGACCAUGAAUUGAAUGCUGCAACUGAGAUGGAAUGACGUCAAGGGACACAUACUGAGACCCAGAGUAUGACUGGACAUGGGCCUAAAAGUGCUGCAGAAGCACACAAGCACCCCAUUUUAUGUUUAUUCCAUGGUCAACCAUCUCUCUAGUUAACCAUUACUCCACACUAUACCCUUUUAUGGUCUUUCAACACUUCAAGUUUAAAUCUGAUCUCUAUAAACCCACCCUACCUUCGCCCAUUUUCCCUAUGCUGCUUCCUUCACUUGUUCUUCUCCUGAUUUGAUAACAUCUAGACUCAGUAACAUGUUUAAGUGUUGUGGUGUAUUGUUUUUGCUACCUUUUUUUAAUCUGUGUAAUGUUGUCCUCCUGCUGCUUAUUCUGGGGUUCAGACUGAAUGCAGUGGUAAAUAAUCUGCUCACAAUUGACAGCAGCAACAUGGACCUGUUAAAUUGACAAGAAGUGUGUUGAUAUAGCUGCGAUUAGGCAUUGCUUCCUUGUUUUGAGUAUGUGUGUUUCUCAUUUUCCUGGAGUUGGCUAGCUUUGAUAAAAAAUAUCAAAUUUCAAUUUGUAACUUGCCUACCAAAAUCACAAUAUUCUGUUUUACACUUAUUUGUGCCGGUCUAAUUCCUAAAAUGGAAAAGCAGAAUCUGUGCGCUCUCGGAUGAUGAUGAUAAUAGUUCAUAUGGUGCUCUUUGACGUUCCAGGUUUGUGACAUUGACUAAAUCAUUUUAAUGUUGGCUUAAAUUCAGAGGUUUAUAUGUAUGCAUUGUUUACUAUUUUGAUUUCUUAAACGAUGUAAUUGUUGGACUUCAGGUGUUUGACGUCAUUUGAUGGGUGACGAGGUGCAUUGUCAAAUACACUUAUCCAUAAUGGAUACAUUCUGCAAUGAGUUGAUCUGGGUUUGAUUCUGCAACAGAACAUGUCAACAAGUUAGUUCUGAAUUUAUUUUCAUACAGCAGUGCAUUCUGACACCAUGAAUUGAAAUAGAUUUCAUAUAGUUAAGGAAAGACUGACACUGGCUGAAGGAGAAGAGGAUCUGGUUAGCUGAAAUAAGGUUAUUAGGCUAAUAUCAACUAGAUAGCUAGUUCUUUUUUGCAGAGAAUCUUAGUAUUCAUGGCAUGUUAUAAAUACUAGACUGCUACUAGGAUAGUGUUCUAUACAAGACCAAAUGCAUAAACAAAUAUUAGUUCAGUAAGAUAUAGAACAGUAAAUACACUUUUUUUUAAAGUAGUGACGGUGUCAGCUAGAGAUGAUGUGCAGGGUCUUGCAUGAUAGCUACUUUGAUGGUAAUUAUCAUUUUCAAAUCUGGGUAAAUAGAGCACGCUAUAUUGAUAAGUCACCUUGUCAGAGAGAUUCACACGGUUAUCAAAACGUAUGGAGUGUUAGGCUCCCAGGUUUUUUGGUUUUCUUCCCCUAUGGUCUGUCGAGAAGCCUCUGGAAUGUUCUAGUUGGUGGCACUGACUGAAGGGUUUUAAGCAAAGCUAUUUCUGGAGCACCGGGGACAGGGUACAACUGUGGUGCAGAUGGGGGAUAUUUAUAACACUUGACACCAAACGGUAGCAAUGAUCACAACCCUCUGAACUGAAAAGAGCUACGAGUGUGAGAGUGAAAUGUUUUCUCUACCUGAUCAUUACUUUUAUUAAGGGGAAAUUACAUAAUGGUCUGCCUCACUGUGAUCAUGGUGCGAGCUAAGUAAACACUGUCAACGAAUCCCCUUAACUACAACUGAACUAUAUUUUUACAGGAAACAAUUCACUUGCGUAUGAAUGUUAUUAAAGGAGCUUGACUUUUGAGUCCCUCUAGAAAAAGCCCUUGAAAUGGGGAAAUCCUCCAAUAGCAAAUGCUUGAUUCUGUUACAGAAUGCUUUGUUAGUGACUGUUUCCCAAUGAACGCGACCCAGUUGAAUAUGUUCAUUGUUUGUCCCUACAGGACCGAACGAGAUGUGACCGGCUGGUCAACAGACAAGCUGAAGGAGCUUCUAUUGGGGCUGCGCGUGGAGGGCCCAGAGGGGAGCUGCGAGGUCACUGACAUCCCCAAUCUGGAUGGUGAGGCAUCCAUCAACAACCGCAAGGGGAAGCUCAUCUACUUCUACGAGUGGAACGUCAAGGCGACGUGGACUGGAACAUCAAAAACCGGAAUCAAGUACAAAGGGAACAUCGAAGUUCCCAACCUCUCCGAUGAAAAUGACAUGGACGACCUAGAUAUCAGUGUGUCACUUUGCAAAGAUGAACCCAACACAACCCUCACCGAACUCAUGAAGAAGGAGGGAGCGAAGAAAGUGCGCGCUGCCCUGGGGAGCUAUGUGGACCACCUCAAAUCCGAGUUCACUCAGGGCAUGAUCCUCCCAACGGCGAAUGGAGUGGCGAGCAAGCCACAGCCAACGCAGACAAAGGUCAAAGUGGACAAAACCCAGAUUGGCUCCUCCGUAUCAGCCCCCUCUCCUAGCACAGGGGUCAAGAUCCCCACCUGCAAGUUUAGUCUCAAGGAGACCUUCCUCACCUCACCUGACGAGCUGUACAGAACCUUCAUCAACCAGGACAUGGUCCAGGCAUUCACCCAUGCUGCAGCAGUGGUCGACGGAGACAAAGGAGGGAAGUUUCAGCUGCUAGAGGGAAGCGUCAACGGAGAGUUUCUGGAGCUGGUCCCAGAUGAAAAGAUAGUUAUGAAAUGGAGGUUCAAGACCUGGCCAUGUGAGCACUAUGCAACUAUUACCCUGAACAUGAAGGAUCGAGGCAAUGAGACUGAGCUGAAGGUAGAAUUUAAAGGAGUCCCGACGGUAGAGGAGGAUCGGACAAAAGAGGGUUGGAAGAGACACUACUUUGAAGCCAUCAAACAGACUUUUGGAUUCGGGGCCCGACUCUACUGAAUGUCUUUAAAAAAAAAAGAGAAAAAAAAAACCUGAUUAUUUAAUGUAGAUGAAUACUCUCUUUAGUGCAGUCUCUGGUAGCACCAGCCCUACAUCGUGCGUAGACAAACGGUGCCUUUUCCACUUGGAAGACUGGCAGUCCGUGUAAGGGUCAUUGGUUCAAGGCUUUCUUUGAUGUCUGUGCUUACUUUACUGAGUCUAUAGGCAAAAUGAGAUGUAGAAACAAUUACUCGAUUGACAGUAUAUUUGGAAUUAACUAUUAGCAUUCUCAAUCUCCAAUUCUGCACAUUUGAAGUGUGUCAUGCUGAAAUAAAUGACAUUUUUACUGAA
Messenger RNA from Oncorhynchus kisutch (coho salmon), 3716 nucleotides. It is a transcript of the gene ahsa1a, whose product is annotated as AHA1, activator of heat shock protein ATPase homolog 1a. Gene Ontology annotation, cellular component: cytosol. The coding region runs from base 2361 to 3386 and encodes 341 amino acids. Lineage: Eukaryota; Metazoa; Chordata; Actinopteri; Salmoniformes; Salmonidae. The record is from RefSeq and is a predicted model, not a curated record. Gene Ontology annotation, biological process: positive regulation of ATP-dependent activity; protein folding. The transcript is spliced from 12 exons. Gene Ontology annotation, molecular function: protein-folding chaperone binding; ATPase activator activity.